Populus euphratica (Euphrates poplar) is the source of this 2755-nucleotide messenger RNA. Its product is annotated as Protein kinase superfamily protein. The record is from RefSeq and is a predicted model, not a curated record. Gene Ontology annotation, cellular component: cytoplasm. The transcript has 21 exons. Bases 319 to 2430 code for a protein of 703 amino acids. Gene Ontology annotation, molecular function: ATP binding; protein serine/threonine kinase activity. Lineage: Eukaryota; Viridiplantae; Streptophyta; Magnoliopsida; Malpighiales; Salicaceae. Gene Ontology annotation, biological process: protein phosphorylation.
UCGGUUAAAUCAAGAAUAAGUGCUUUCAUUUCUCUCGAUCCCUUCUUUUCUUUGCAUCUCUUCUCAAAAGCCUCCCUUCAACGAGGCCCAUACGAGAGACACCUUGGCGCAUACAAGACAGAGGCCGGCCCCAAAGUUGGUUUUUGAGGCUAAGAUAUGGAUUUAUAGAGACCCUGUUGAGGGAAUUUGAUUUUGGAGUGGAGAAUUGGAAGUGUGCUUUUUGUUGUUUCGGAGAAUGUGGGUACUGUGGACGUGUUUGUUUUAAUUUUGUGUGCUCAAGUGGCUGUAAAGGAAGAGGUUUUUGUUUGAUUGCAUAGAAUGGCUGAUGCAGCUGGGUUAAUGGAGGCCGCUGGGGCUAGAUUUAGUUCGUUGGAGUUGAUCGGGAGAGGAUCGUUUGGCGAUGUUUAUAAAGCGUUUGAUAAGGAGCUUAACAAAGAAGUUGCUAUCCAAGUUAUUGAUUUGGAAGAAUCUGAGGAUGAAAUUGAAGACAUUCAAAAGGAAAUUUCUGUUUUGCGCCAAUGCCGAUCUCCAUACAUCACGGAGUACUAUGGAUCCUAUCUUCACCAGACGAAACUAUGGAUAAUUAUGGAGUACAUGGCUGGUGGAUCUGUUGCUGACCUACUGCAGUCAGGUCCUCCACUGGAUGAAAUGUCAAUUGCUUGUAUUUUACGGGACUUGCUGCAUGCUAUUGAAUAUUUACAUAAUGAAGGAAAAAUUCACAGAGAUAUUAAAGCUGCUAACAUAUUGUUGAGCGAGAAUGGUGAUGUUAAGGUUGCAGAUUUUGGCGUUUCUGCACAGUUAACAGGAACAAUAUCGAGGAGAAAGACUUUUGUAGGAACACCAUUCUGGAUGGCUCCAGAGGUGAUUCAGAAUUCAGAAGGAUACAAUGUGAAGGCAGAUAUUUGGUCUCUAGGGAUAACUGCUAUUGAGAUGGCAAAAGGGGAACCUCCACUUGCUGAUCUUCAUCCUAUGAGGGUUCUCUUUAUCAUACCUCGAGAAAAUCCACCACAGCUGGAUGAACACUUUUCUCGUCCUAUGAAAGAGUUCGUCUCGUUCUGUUUAAAGAAAGUUCCUGCCGAGAGGCCAACUGCUAAGGAACUUCUAAGGCAUCGGUUUAUUAGAAAUGCUAGAAAGAGCCCAAGGCUUUUGGAAAGAAUAAGAGAGCGUCCAAUGUACCAGAUAAAGGAUGCAGAAACCCCCAGAAAUGGUCCUAUAGGAAUAGGGGAAGGUUUUGAUACUGUGAAGGUUGUAAGAGAGUUGAAGGCUGAUGGAACUGUUCGAGCCAGCGGUCAGGGAAAGCCCUUCAAAAAUGCUGGAUGGGACUUCAGCAUUGGUGGAUCACAGGCUACAGGAACAGUUAGAAGUGCUGCAAGACCACCGCAGGUUAGAGAAAAGAAAACAGAUAUUUCAUACAAUAAGGAUACCCAAAGAAGAGCUUCAGAGAGUGGUAAUCAUUUGUUGUCUGCAUCUGGAAAUGCACUUCAGGAAUCACUGGAAUUAUCCUAUGGUAAAGAUGCUAGGGAUCGAUAUCGUGAUGAUCAUCAGGAUAAUUCCUAUGAUGAUGAUGAUUUGUCCUUGAGUGGAUCAGGAACUGUUGUCAUACGGACUCCUAAAGGAUAUCAGUCAUCUGCCUUGUUUCGAGAUCAAAACAAUGCGUCUAGCAGCACAUCAACUACUUUUGAAGAUGCUUCUACCAGUGGAACAGUUGUUUUCCGUGGCCAACAUGAUGAAUCUGACUCUCCUCGGACUCAUAAAUCCAUAUUAGGAAUGCAAGAGAGAAGUUCAAGUUCUUCACUGGAGGACAGUGCUCUAAAUCUUGCCGAGGCAAGGGCUGCGUUUCAAGGAGGGUUGAGGAAAGGAAAUGCUAGAGAAAGGUUUGUACCAAGCAAUAAUAAUAGAUAUGGGCUGGAGAACAGAAGAAGAGAGCAAUUGACAAACAGCUCUGAUUCUUCCAGAAGUUCUCCUGAAUACUUCGAUGCACCAAAAGCUUUUCCAAGAUCACAGCAAGCCAGCGAUGUUGAAGAAAGUGCAAGAAUAGCAUCAGCAUCUUUGUCAGUUUUGCUUAUCCCAUCCUUAAAAGAGGCUGUUGCUGAUGAUUCAGAAAGAGCACUUUUUCAUGCAGUCACAAAUUCGCUUGUAAAUAUGGAGCGGGUAAAGCCUGGAUCUUGUGAUAUCUUUGUCAGAAGUUUGCUUCAGCAGUUGGCAAGUUCGAAAGAAUCUUCACUGAGAGAUCUGCAGGAGCUUGCAGCUCGCCUAUUAAGCAAGGGCGAGACAACCCCUGAAGAAACACAAAAUGGAAAUACAAAUGCUGAUAGCAGGAAAAAGCAACCGACCAAGGAAUUUAAUUCAAAUGCCAAUUUAAGUCCUCUUGCGAGAUUUCUGCUCUCAAGAUGGCAAGGCCAAGUUUCACGAGAUGUCAAUCCAACUUGAAAACUUAAAAAGGAAGAGCUUGGAGGGAGGCUGAGUACAUCUUCUAUCUUUUUGUAGUGUGUUACCUGUUUAUGCAUUCUUUCAGAUUUGAUGUACAUAUCAUUGUAAGAAAAUGUGCAUCUAUAAUAUUUCUAUUAUGAUCAUUUGCCCUUUUCAUGGUCUCUUAAUCGUAGCAGCAGAAUUGGUGUAUAAUUAGGGGUGUGAGUUUGUUUUUGCUAUAUGAAUUAAUCAGUGUAAUUUUAGGAACCUUAGUUGUAUUUAUCAUCAUAUUCUAGUCGAAAUUUUGUCCCAAAUGUUUGAAUCAAGUUUUAGUGUCUCAUUCCAA